Talaromyces stipitatus ATCC 10500 is the source of this 2028-nucleotide messenger RNA. RefSeq lists its product as uncharacterized. The transcript is spliced from 4 exons. NCBI's taxonomy places the organism in Eukaryota, Fungi, Ascomycota, Eurotiomycetes, Eurotiales, Trichocomaceae. Bases 1 to 2028 code for a protein of 675 amino acids. The record is from RefSeq and is a predicted model, not a curated record.
AUGACCCUGAAGUCUUUGGGUCUGCUACUAGCCAUCAAAGCGAAGCCAAAGACUGGAUUUAACACUGUCACCGGGUAUAAGAAGAUCGAUCUAACCUUGUGGGAAAAGAAUGCUGGACCGGGGGACAGUGUAGAAGCGUUGGUCAACUACACAAUAAGGGCCAUGUACGAGGCUGCUCUUCAUGAUUACUUUGAAGAAUGGACUCUGGUCGAAUUCAAUAAGCUUGAUAGGACCACGAGAAGCAAGCUGAAAGACUUCCUUCAGAUACGUGGUGUUUAUUUGGACCAUAGAGAUAUUCCUCCAAGAUGGCCAGAUGACAUGAUCGCCGGCAAGAAAUUUGACUCAAGAUCAAGGAUGGCCUUAGGUCAACAAGCUCAGUUAACACCAAGGAGUGACACUACCCCACCGGCUAAGAGAAUUGAGAAUCAUAAUAGGGAUUACCUCAUUAGAUUGCCUUAUUCUGACAAGGAAAAGGAAGAGACAACACUCGGGAGAGAUCCAGAGAGAAGAAUCAACAAUAACCCCCUACAGCUGGAGACUCAUGUCCGAGAUCUUGAUAGUCGUACACCCUUGACUGGUGCCAACGCAGUGCCGAUAGGGACACCGGCCCCCAGUCCAAUCAAGAUAUCUACCACACCACCUCCGCGUCCCUCUAUGUCGUUGACAUCUGCGAGGCAACUUAAUGAGUACAUGAGAUUGCCGCCUACAGAGUAUGAACAAGAGGAUAUUGACCCGUCAUUGGCCGCAAAGUUUUCCAAGGCAUGGGACAAGGCAGAGAGUUAUUCAGGAGAACGAUAUGAUAUCCUAGACGACAAAGUCCUUGCUUUCCUGAGAGUUUGUCGAUUGAUUGGAGUACAAUUAACGCAAUGUUGGAUACUCUUUCCCGAGAUGCUUUCUGGGCGUGCAAAAACCUACUACAUGCACCAUAUUGGUCAAGAUGCUUCAUUUAUAGAUACGUACAAAGCUAUAAAGGCGUACUUUGACACGGAUUCCAACCAUCAGGUGUACUACCAGGACUGGACGUCGACCACAUUGAAAGGCGUUCUCCAUAACAACCCCAGCAAAACGCUUGUGGAAGCAGUAGAAAUCCUUAUUGAGAAACUUCACUUAUGCCAAUGUGCCCUGGGAAAUGCGUACAAGGGCCAGGAACAUCUAGUUGCUGCUGUCACUAGAGCCUGUCAAGAUUCGCCUGAGAUGAGCGACGCUCUUAGUGAUCCUGCAACGAAUUUUGAGAUGUUGGUAUCAAGACUCCGUGCCAGGGCCGCUGUGGUCCAAGGAAAGGAGUCAGCCAGUCAAUAUCUAACCCGAGUUAAAGCCAACUCAGCUCCCAAUGGGAUAGGAGAAGACAAUCCAAUGACGCUGUACACAGAUAGAAAGUUCUUGGGCCGCAUAAACCAGAAUAAUCGACAAACCCCACGUCAAGGAUAUCGACGCCAGGGACGUGAUGAUCAUAAUUCCCGCCAACAAGGUGAUAGGAAGUGUUGGAUCUGCCACAGGUCCGAUUGCCGCUUGUUCAAACACUCCAACAAGGAGCGCCGCAGAGCGAGAGAGCGGUUUAAUGAUUAUCAACGUGUAGAUGGUAGACGCUCCGCUUCUGACCGCACAUAUCGCGCCUUUAUCAUGGACUUUGAAAAGGGCUAUAUAAUUGAGUCAGAUAGUGAGGAGGAUAACGUUGAAGAAGAAGACGACAUUGAGGACGACGCCACUGCGUAUUUCAUGAUCAACGAACUGCAAGAUCAUUCCUUUAUCCAUUGGAUAAGUGGAUACCACGACGAUAUCGAUCAGGAAGGAUUCCACCACAAAUUGGAGGUAAGAGAGCUUGAUCAAUCAGAGCGCAAGGAUGGCCUCCUAGAACCUGCUUCUCAAUUUGUACUUGAACACCAUGAAGGCGAGAUUUUCCAAGGAAUUCUUCCAGAUACUGGAGCAGCAAAGGUAUCAACUGUUGGCCGACGUCAACUUGCUGCCUUGCAGAGAAGCUAUCCAGAGAUUACCAUUGAUAGGACCCGUGCAGGAGAGCACUCAAUUUGA